Fukomys damarensis (Damara mole-rat) is the source of this 7436-nucleotide messenger RNA. It is a transcript of the gene Znf609, whose product is annotated as zinc finger protein 609. The transcript is spliced from 10 exons. The record is from RefSeq and is a predicted model, not a curated record. Gene Ontology annotation, cellular component: nucleus. Gene Ontology annotation, biological process: regulation of transcription by RNA polymerase II. Lineage: Eukaryota; Metazoa; Chordata; Mammalia; Rodentia; Bathyergidae. Bases 270 to 4502 code for a protein of 1410 amino acids.
AGGAGGGGGCAGCCAGGUGGCCAGAGCGCGGCGUAGGCUGGCUGUGGGUGUGUGCACCUUCCAGGCUCCGGGUCGCAUUUACUCUGGUCCUUUUCUUCAAGAUGGAGGGAUCCCCGGGCCUGGACACUCCCCUCCCGGGAAGCAAUGAUGUUGUCCACUGGGCAUGUACUGACCAAUGUGGCAGGUCUGAGAACAUAGCUGAAGCUGAAAAUAGGAAAGCUGGGGGCAAGGAAGAGCCUUGAAUCUUGAGGUGGGACGUUGACUCUAAGAUGUCCUUGAGCAGUGGAGCCUCCGGAGGGAAAGGAGUGGAUGCAAACCCGGUUGAGACAUACGACAGUGGGGAUGAAUGGGACAUUGGAGUAGGGAAUCUCAUCAUUGACCUGGACGCCGAUCUGGAAAAGGACCAGCAGAAACUGGAAAUGUCAGGCUCAAAGGAGGUGGGGAUACCGGCUCCCAAUGCUGUGGCCACACUACCAGACAACAUCAAGUUUGUGACCCCAGUGCCAGGUCCUCAAGGGAAGGAAGGCAAAUCAAAAUCCAAAAGGAAUAAGAGUGGCAAAGACACUAGCAAACCUACUCCAGGGACUUCCUUGUACACUCCAAGUGAGGGGGCAGCUAGCAAGAAAGAGGUGCAGGGGCGCUCAGGAGAUGGUGCCAAUGCAGGAGGCCUGGUUGCUGCUAUUGCUCCCAAGGGCUCGGAGAAGGCGGCUAAGGCAUCACGCAGUGUAGCCGGCUCCAAAAAGGAGAAGGAGAACAGUUCGUCUAAGAGCAAGAAGGAGAGAAGCGAAGGAGUGGGGACUUGUUCAGAAAAGGAUCCUGGGGUCCUCCAGCCAGUUGCCUUGGGAGGACGGGGUGGUCAGUAUGAUGGAAGUGCAGGGGUGGAUACAGGCGCUGUGGAGCCACUUGGGAGUAUAGCGAUUGAGCCUGGGGCAGCGCUCAAUCCUUUGGGAGCUAAACCGGAGCCAGAGGAAGGGGAGAAUGAGUGUCGCCCGCUAAAGAAAGUCAAGUCUGAAAAGAUGGAGUCCCCCGUCUCUACACCAGCGGUGCUGCCACUGCACCUUUUGGUACCAGUGGUCAAUAAUGACAUCUCAUCUCCCUGUGAGCAAAUCAUGGUCCGUACCCGAUCUGUUGGGGUCAACACGUGUGAUGUGGCUCUGGCCACAGAACCUGAGUGCUUGGGCCCCUGUGAACCUGGAACCAGCGUCAACCUUGAAGGAAUUGUGUGGCAGGAAACAGAAGACGGGAUGCUGGUGGUGAAUGUGACGUGGAGAAACAAGACCUACGUGGGUACGCUGCUCGACUGUACGCGGCACGACUGGGCUCCUCCCAGGUUCUGUGACUCCCCCACCAGUGACUUGGAAAUGCGCAAUGGUCGUGGCAGAGGCAAACGAAUGCGUCCCAACAGUAACACACCCGUCAAUGAGACAGCCACAGCCUCUGACAGCAAAGGGACCAGCAGCAGCAGCAAAACUCGAGCAGGAGCCAAUAGUAAAGGCCGUCGGGGCAGCCAGAAUUCUUCAGAGCAUCGCCCACCUGCCAGCGGCUCCUCUGAGGACGUCAAGGCCAGCCCUUCCUCCGCCAGUAAGCGGAAAAACAAGCCCCUGUCAGACAUGGAGCUGAAUUCCAGCUCGGAGGACUCCAAAGGGAGCAAGCGAGUCCGGACAAACUCUAUGGGCUCAGCCACCGGCCCCCUCCCUGGGACCAAGGUAGAACUCACUGUCCUGGACAGAAACUGCCCUUCCCCAGUCCUGAUCGACUGUCCCCACCCAAACUGCAACAAGAAGUACAAGCACAUCAACGGACUCAAGUACCACCAAGCCCACGCCCACACGGACGACGACAGCAAGCCGGAAGCGGAUGGGGACAGUGAGUACGGAGAGGAGCCCGCCCUCCAUGCAGACCUCGCCAGCUGCAAUGGUGCGUCCGUCUCCCAGAAAGGCUCCCUGUCCCCUGCCCGCUCAGCUACCCCCAAAGUUCGGCUCAUGGAGCCCCACAGCCCUUCUCCUUCGAGCAAAUUUAGCACAAAAGGCCUCUGCAAGAAAAAGCUGAGUGGGGAAGGGGACACGGACCUUGGGGCCUUAUCUAAUGACGGCUCUGAUGAUGGACCCUCGGUAAUGGAUGAAACAAGUAAUGAUGCCUUUGACUCUUUGGAAAGAAAGUGUAUGGAAAAAGAAAAAUGUAAAAAGCCCUCUAGUUUGAAAGCAGAAAAGAUUCCUUCCAAGAGCUUGAAGUCAGCCCGGCCCAUUGCGCCUGCCAUCCCCCCUCAGCAGAUCUACACCUUCCAGACGGCCACGUUCACGGCAGGGAGCCCAGGCUCUUCCUCAGGCCUGACCACCACGGUGGUGCAAGCCAUGCCCAACAGCCCCCAGCUCAAACCCAUCCAGCCAAAGCCCACCGUGAUGGGGGAGCCUUUCACCGUCAACCCUGCCUUGACACCUGCCAAGGACAAGAAGAAGAAGGACAAAAAAAAGAAAGAGUCCUCCAAGGAGCUGGAAAAUCCUCUGACCCCUGGGAAGGUCUGUCGAGCAGAAGAAGGAAAAAGCCCCUUCAGGGAGUCAUCAGGAGACGGCGUGAAGAUGGAGGGGCUCCUGAAUGGCUCCUCUGACCCCCACCAGAGCCGCCUGGCGAGCAUCAAGGCGGAGGCCGACAAGAUCUACAGCUUCACGGACAACGCCCCCAGCCCUUCCAUCGGAGGCGGCAGCCGCCUGGACAGCACGCCCCCGACACAGCCCCUGACGCCCUUGCAUGUGGUGACCCAGAACGGGGCCGAAGCGAGCUCGGUGAAGACCAACAGCCCCGCCUACUCUGACAUCUCCGAUGCUGGGGAGGACGGGGAGGGCAAGGUGGACAGCCUCAAGUCCAAGGACCCGGAGCAGCUGGGGAAGGAAGGGGCUAAGAAGACGCUCUUUCCCCCUCAGCCGCAGAGCAAAGACUCCCCGUACUACCAGGGCUUUGAGAGCUACUACUCUCCAAAUUACGCCCAGUCCAGCCCCGGGGCCCUGAACCCUGGCAGCCAGGUGGGCGUGGAGAGCCAGGCCUUGAAGCCAAAAAAGGAGGAGGAGCCGGAGAGCCUGGAGGGCAAAGGAAAGAGCGACCUCUGUGAGGAAAAGAAGCCGGAACUGAGCGGCUCCAGCCAGCAGCCCUCGGUCAUCCAGCAGCGCCCCAACAUGUACAUGCAGUCGCUGUACUACAACCAGUACGCCUACGUGCCGCCCUACGGCUACGGAGACCAGGGCUACCACGCGCACCUGCUGAGCACCAACGCCGCCUACCGGCAGCAGUACGAGGAACAGCAGAAGCGCCAGGGCCUGGAGCCGCCGCGGGGCCCCGACAAGAAGGCGGAGCUGGGGCUCAGGGACCGCGAGGCUGCGCUCAAGGAGGAGUGGAAGCAGAAGCCGUCCGUCCCGCCCACCCUCACCAAGGCCCCCAGCCUCACGGACCUGGUGAAGUCGGGGCCCGGCAAGGCCAAGGAGCCGGGGGCCGACCCUGCCAAGUCGGUCAUCAUUCCCAAGCUGGACGACGCCUCCAAACUCCCCAGCCACACCCCAGAGGGCCUGAAGGUGAAGCUGAGCGAGGCCAGCCACCUGGGCAAGGAGGCCUCGGAGGGCAAGACGGGAACUGAGUGUGGCCGCCAGGCAGAGGUGGAUCCGAUUCUCUGGUACCGGCAGGAGGCAGAGCCCCGGAUGUGGACAUACGUGUAUCCUGCCAAGUACUCAGACAUCAAGUCAGAGGAUGAGCGGUGGAAAGAGGAGCGAGACCGAAAAUUGAAGGAGGAAAGGAGUCGGAAUAAGGACUCUGUUCCCAAGGAGGAUGGGAAGGAAAGCACAAGUAGUGACUGCAAGCUGCCCACGUCUGAGGAGUCCCGCCUUGGGAGCAAGGAGCCCCGGCCAAGUGUCCAUGUGCCUGUAUCCUCCCCCCUCACCCAGCACCAGUCCUACAUCCCCUACAUGCACGGCUACUCCUACAGCCAGUCCUACGACCCCAACCACCCCAGCUACCGGGGCAUGCCUGCUGUGAUGAUGCAGAACUACCCAGGUUCCUACUUGCCUUCCAGUUACUCUUUCUCUCCGUAUGGCAGCAAGGUCUCAGGUGGUGAAGAUGCCGAGAAGGCACGAGCCAGCCCCAGUGUCAGUUGUAAAUCCAGCUCAGAGUCCAAAGCCCUGGACAUCUUGCAGCAGCAUGCCAGCCACUACAAGAGCAAGUCACCCACGAUUAGCGAUAAGACUUCUCAGGAGCGAGAUCGGGGAGGCUGUGGGGUGGUUGGAGGUGGUGGCAGUUGCAGCAGUGUGGGGGGAGCAGGCGGAGCUGAACGGAGUGUUGACCGGCCGCGCACCUCCCCUUCCCAGCGCCUGAUGUCCACACAUCACCACCACCAUCACUUGGGGUACUCGCUGCUCCCCACACAGUACAACCUACCCUAUGCAGCAGGGCUUUCUUCUACAGCCAUUGUUGCCAGCCAGCAAGGCUCAGCUCCCUCACUCUACCCACCCCCCCGGAGGUGAGAAUGAACAAGUGCCCGGAUAAAGUCAGCUUCACGGGCGCGGACUGCCUCACCCAGGGAGGUGCAGGAGGUGCCAUUUAGACAUCAGUUAAAUGGUGUUGGUCAUCCUGUUUGCCGUUCCAACCAUGACUGAAGGCAGACCUGUGGCUAUCACCUCCUCCAGACCCUGGACUCCCUCACCCUCCCUCAGGAGCUGGAGAGCUGGUACUUAGCAAAAAUAUUUAUUCUCAGCCACAACCAUGACUGCUGUGGCCUCUCUGGAGACGAAGGCACGGGGAGCAACCAGGGGAACAUGGCCUCAGCCCAGAGAAGUCACUGCUCUGUUCCCCAGGCUCCUGUUCUGCUGCCUGCGCAGUACCAACCAACCCCCUGCAGGGAGGGACUCCCAGGCACUGGGUAAGGUCUGAAGACAGCACAGCAGCCAUCCCCUCACCGCCAUUCCCACCGUCACCAGAUCCCACACCUCCCCAGCGGUUUGGGCCCUGGGAACUGGCAGCAUGUGGAGGAAUUAGAAUCUCAGGAAAGAAAUUGGGGGCCGUUUUCUCUGUAGUCGGGAAAACAAAGUCUUCAAACACGGAGACUCCCCCGCCUCACACGUGAGCACAGAUAAAUGCUCAGCACCCAGCCUGGAGAGGGAGAUCAAGGCAUUCGCCCCACAGGGCCUUGAGCCACCCGGCAGGCAGAGGCAGGGGUUCCAACACCAGCAACAGGGCUCCCCAGUGGCUGGGGAGGGAGCUGGAGCACGAACGGAGUCUGUGAAGUUGAACCUGUGUCCCCACGAAGUCCUGCUGCUGCUUAUCUCCCCACUCUGCCCUUUUCUCUUCCAUCCUAACCCCUUGGUGCCUUUCCCAGGGGAUCCCCACACUGAAUUCACCUCUUCUUUUCCACUGCUUGGCUCUUAGGAUUCAGGCAGAUAAAACAGUAUUCCUCCAGAAUGGGGUCCCAAGGAGCCUGCCAGGUCACCGGAGGGCAAAGCCCAGCAGGCAGGCCUGAAGCACCCAGCAGUCUUGGAGAUGUUCCGUGUUCAGCUGUCCUCCUCAGCUAAGGCCACAAAAGGAUACAGCCCAGUUCUUCUGUCUACAAGUACAUGGUUUUAUACCUUCAGUGUGUGCCAAUAUAAGCUGUGUGACUCUGUAACACACAUUGUUUUUUUUAGGGGCCUUUGGCUCUGGGAAGUCAUUUGUUCCUCGGACCCUAAGAUAACACACCUAAGCAUUACUCGUGGGAGCCAGAGUGGCUUGGGCUGUGCUUGGAGGCACCAGACAUUUCUCUGCUCUCCUUAAACUUGAUCUUAGCCAAAAGGCCGAGAAGCGAUCUCUGCUCUCCUUAGAAAAGUCUCUCUGGGUCAGAGCUUUAUGCUCUCACACUGAGAAAGUGAUGAUUUGGUAGCUUUGAUAGCUCCCCAAGUGUGGAGCGCUUUCCCUUUUUGCUUUUGUGAAGUAUCAUCCCUUUGUUCUCCCCUCCUGUCUUUUCCUUGGCUCUCCAAAUUAGGAGAAAGACCAACAGACACCAACCAACCUAGGCUAAAGAAGGGCGCUCUGCAACCAGAAUGCCAAGAGAGAGCCUAAGAGCAGGAAAGCGGUUCUAACUUAGAAGAGUGGAGAGGUGGGGCCCGUAAGCACAAUUCCCAGAGAGUGGUUCCCACUGGAGCGCCUCUGUAACCCACAGACCCUUCCUGUAGGUUUCCACGUCUUUUUGUUUAAAGUUGGGUCCCGAGCACCCCCCACCGUCUUGUACCCGUUCUCAGGGCCCUGGACAGCCUCCCUGAGCCCUCAUUCCUCUGCUGCCCCAGCAGGCAGUGCCCUAAGCAGUCCCCUCGUUUCCAUUCAUGGAAGUUGCUGGUGUGGACACCUUCACCCACCUUCCGCAGAGGGUGACCAAAUUUCAGCCUGACUGCCCUCCAGGCUCCUGUGGGGUGGACCCACGCACCCAUCUCUAUUCCUGUUUUUGACUAUUGUUGUGUGUUUUGUAUCUGUGGCGCUGGCCUGCAGCGUACUCUGUACAUAGUGUAAAGAAACUGCUGGAGCAAUUUUCUUAUUCAUCGGGCAGGCACGAGUCCACGUUCCUGCCCUUUCCACUUUGUUUUGUAACACAGAGGAGGCACUUCUGUAUUCACAGGGCAGCUUUGGGUUCUGCAGAAGGAAACAGCUCAUUUUUUCAUUUCUCCCUUUAAAAAACAUAAAGGUAUCCCUUAAAGAGCAGGAGCUGCCCAAAAGAGCAAGGGAAGACAAUGCUUCUCCCUAGGUUUCCCACACACACACCAGUAACAGGCGGCAGCUGUGGCGGUCCCUGCCACCUGCCGAGGGAGGGCUUCGCUGUCCACCUCCAGCCUCUCCAUGAAAGGAACACCCCUGUGACAUACUCAGAGGGAGAAGACAGCAAGGAGCCCCACCCCACACACCAAGGCUGGGCGAGGCUGCUGCCAGACCAAGCCCCUCUCGCCACCCCUGCCCGACCUUCCCAGGAAGGACAGUGGGGCUGACAGCGCUGCUCCUUAGGGUCCACUCCUGGUUCUUUCUAUUAAGGCAUGCCAGUUCCCGUUACUCCUUGCCCUGCCUUAUACAUGUAUGCGUACAUGUAUGAAGUCUCCUGCUCUUACCCUAAGCUCCACACAUCUCAAGGUCACAGGACGACACACACAAGGCUCAGAGGGCACCCUGUGAAAUGAAGUGGUCCUUCUUGAAUCUCCUCUCCAGGCUCCAGGGCAGGGGUGGGACUUAGCUUCAGGAGUUGUUGGUGAAGACUGCAAAAGGGCUAGAGAAUUGGAUACAGGCUUUGUGGCCCCCUCAUGUCACUUGCUACCCCCACAUACCCUGUCACCAUCCCGAUGUCUACUCUGAUGCCCCCAAGAUUCAACUGGGCAGCUAGCUGGCCCCGUAAUUCCGGGCCUCUGUCGUUUGUUUUAUUGCUAGGGCAUCCCAGGAAGCUUUGCAGU